Messenger RNA from Miniopterus natalensis, 1904 nucleotides. It is a transcript of the gene SPAG16, whose product is annotated as sperm associated antigen 16. The record is from RefSeq and is a predicted model, not a curated record. Gene Ontology annotation, molecular function: protein binding. Gene Ontology annotation, biological process: axoneme assembly. Gene Ontology annotation, cellular component: axonemal central apparatus. Lineage: Eukaryota; Metazoa; Chordata; Mammalia; Chiroptera; Miniopteridae.
AUGGCCGCUCCGGAAGGGACGCGCAUCUCGCCUCUGUGGGUUCUGGAAGAAGCCCUGGGCGGGGGCGUGCCGGCAGCCGGGGACGCCGCGGACGCGGUGGCCGCCGAGGGCACCUACUACCUGGAGCAGGUCACCAUAACUGAAGCAUCUGAAGAUGAUUAUGAAUAUGAAGAGAUACCAGAUGACAAUUUUAGCAUCCCAGAAGGUGAAGAGGACCUGGCAAAAGCAAUUCAGAUGGUUCAAGAACAGGUUACAGAUACUCAAAUUUUGGAGCAGAAAACAGUUCUUCCUCCAAAGCACGCAGUACCUGAAGUAAUAGAAGACUUUCUCUGCAAUUUCCUGAUCAAAAUGGGAAUGACCAGAACUUUUGAUUGCUUCCAAUCUGAAUGGUAUGAAUUAAUACAGAAGGGAGUAACUGAACUUAGAGAUGUUGGUUCUGUUCCAGAUGUCUAUACCCAGAAUAUGCUUUUAGAAAAUGAAAACAAAAAUUUGAAGAAAGACUUGAAGCAGUACAAACAGGCAGCUGACAAGGCUAGAGAAGAUCUGCUGAAAACUCAGAAAGAACGUGACUUUCAUCGAAUGCAUCACAAGCGAGUAGUCCAAGAAAAAAACAAGUUAAUUAAUGACCUUAAAGGGUUGAAGUUACAUUAUGCAUCUUAUGAACCAACUAUAAGGGUGUUACUUGAGAAGCACCAUACUUUACUGAAGCAGAAAACGCUUGCUUCCAUGGAAAGGGACAGAGCUGUCGAGCAGAUUUCUGGACUUCGAGCAACAUUAAAGAAUGUGGAGCCACGGCAUAGUAACCAAGGACCUAAAAUUAAAGUUGUUUCUGGCUGUGAAAAGGAAGAGGCACCAGAAGGUCCUACUCAGAGACGUCUUCGUGAAGCCAGGGAAAAAAACAAAUGUAAAACAGGGAUGAAAGAUAAUACAAAGGAUUCAGAAUUUCCUGCAGAUAUGCAACCAAAUCCAAACCUGUAUUUACAUAAAAAAAACGAUUCUCCAGCAAAAUUUGACUACAAGCUGAGUACCAUAUUUAGACUUCAUGAACUUCCAGUGAGCUGCAUUGUCAUGCACCCCAGCAAAGACAUCCUAGUCUCCUGCGGUGAGGACCACCUCUGGAAGGCAGUGGAGCUCCCCAAAGGCAACGUGCUCCUCACAGGAACCGGCCACACGGACUGGCUUUCCAACUGCUGCUUCCAUCCCAGAGGCAACAUGUUGGCUACAUCAAGUGGUGACACUACAGUUAAAUUAUGGGACCUGUGUAAAGGCGACUGCAUCUUGACCUUUGAAGGACACAGACAUGCAGUGUGGUCCUGCACAUGGCAUUCCUGUGGUGAUUUUGUGGCAUCUUCUUCUUUGGAUACAACCAGCAAAGUCUGGGAUAUCAACAGUGAAAGAUGCCGAUGCACUUUGUAUGGACAUACAGAUUCCGUGAACAGCAUCGAGUUCUUUCUUUGCUCCAACACCCUUCUCACAGCUUCUGCAGAUAAGUCCCUGUCUAUAUGGGAUGCAAGGACGGGAAAAUGUGAGCAGUCGCUUUAUGGUCACAUGCAUUCUAUCAAUGAUGCCACCUUUACUCCUAGGGGCCACAUAAUAGCAUCCUGCGAUUCCUGUGGAGUCACAAAACUGUGGGACUUUCGGAAACUCUUACCGAUUGUGUCCAUUGAUGUAGGUCCAAGUCCUGGCAAUGAAGUGAACUUUGAUUCAACAGGUAGGAUUUUGUUUAAUACCUGUGACCAGUCUGACAACUUUAAUAAUUGUUCUGAAACAAUUUUCUGUUUCCAUUUUAGUUCUCUGGUGCUUUCUCCUAUGUAAAUCUCUGUUCUUACUAUUAUAUUAGAAUAUAUUACAUUAUAUUUCAUUAUAUUUUAUAUCAUGUGUCAUAUUAUGAAAGCAUUAUAUUU